CCAUUGGUGGGUUCCCAAUGUUGCCAAUACGCAUAACGAUUUGUUAAAGUGAUUGAUAAGAUGGCUACGUUACCAUCUCCAACGCAGGUGGCUGGAGACCACAGUGCUAUUUAUGAAGCGUGCUUCAAUUUGGUUGAUCCCAGCGGCGUGGGAUCUGUAGGAGGCAUGGAUGCCGCCAGAUUCCUAAAACGAUCCGGUUUGAGCGAUGUGGUUCUUUCGCGCAUUUGGGACAUUUCCGAUCCCGGAGGCAGAGGCACUUUGGAUAAGGCUGGCAUGUUUGUGGCUCUAAAGCUGGUCGCUCUCGUUCAAAGCGGAUGGGACUUGAGCAUCGACCAUGUUCUUGAAGAUGUGCCCGCACCGAAAAUGGGCGAUAUACCUAUGCCUAAGACUAAACCUCUCCCGCCUUCCACUACACCACUGAUCACAUCACUUCCACCAUCGGCAGUGGAUUGGACGGUCAAACCUCACGAGAUGGACAAGUACUUGAAUUUGUUCGAAUCCCUCAAACCAUCCGGGGGACUGUUACCGGGCAAUAAAGUUAAAGAUGUUCUGCUGGAAUCCAAACUACCCUUUGAUACUCUAGGAAAAAUAUGGGACCUGGCCGAUCAGGACAAGGACGGCAAGCUGAAUAAGCACGAAUUCGUUGUGGCGAUGCAUUUGGUAUAUAAAGCGUUGGAAAAGUACGCGAUUCCCAAUAAGUUGCCCACUGAACUGGCCGCAUUAAAGAUAUCACAACCCUAUGGAAUGGCGCCAAUUAUUCCAUUAAAUCGACUGAUGAACAUCGUCAAUCCCGAGGUUCCUCAAGCCACUCAACCCAUCAAGCCAGCUCAAUCGGCACCCCCAUCCGCUCUAUGGGUGGUAACGGCGGAAGAAAAGGCAAAAUCCGAUGAACUGUUCACCAAAAGCGAUGUGGAUAAGGACGGGUUUGUGUCCGGAGCUGAAAUUAAGGAUGUCUUUUUGCGUAGCGGAGUGGCCCAGCCAAUGCUAGCCCACAUUUGGGCAUUAUGCGAUAUCAACCAAACCGGGAAGUUGAACAAUGAGCAGUUUGCCUUGGCCAUGUGGUUCGUGGCCAGAUGCCUGAAGGGUUCCGAUCCUCCACCGGCAUUAACUCCGGAAAUGAUUCCACCGAGUUUCCGAUCGACGAAACCUGCCGAGGGGCUUGUGGAGAACAAUAACACCAGAUACUCAAAUCCCGAAUUGGACAUGAUUAGCAAGGACAUCGAGGAACUAUGCAGAGAGAGACUGGCUCUGGAAACUGACAUUGCACAAAAGGAGGCAGACAUUAAAAUAAAAAUAGGAGAAAUAAAAAACCUACAGAGUGAACUGGACACGCUGGCCGCCACUCUUAAGCAGCUGGAAAACCAAAGAGGCGAAGCGCAAAAGCGCCUAAACGACCUGAAAGCGCAGACAGGCACGGUAUGCAUUGAUUCUGCCACAUUUUCCACAGAACUCGGCCUGGAUGAUGAUAAGGUGGAUAAAUUAAGGACACAGGCAAAUGAGCAGGCGGAAUUGGUGGCCACUCAGGAGGCCGACUUAAAGAGCAAGAAGGAGCAACUGGAUGGUCUUCGACAGGAGGAGCAACAGUUGGAGGAGCAGAAAAAAGAGAGCUUGAAAAAGCUGGAAUCGAUUACGACGAAUUUACAGGAAACGCAGUUCAGUAUAAGCCAGUUGAAGGCCCUGUCCACUCAGCUCCAAGAGCAAACGAGACAGAUAACGGAUGCCAUAGAUGUUUGCGAAACCGCCAUUCAAUCGGGAGAUGCUGCCCAGGUUCCGGAGCAGGUUUUGCGAAUUACCAUCGACUUCAGAGACGCCGAAUACGCGAAACUGGGCUUAACAAACGGCGAAUGCAAACAGAACGGACAAGGGAGUGAUCCGUUUAGUCGGCACAACGAUUCCAAUGGGUUCGAUGACAAUAUGUUUGAAAAUGACCCAUUCAAGAACAAAAACGCCACCGAGACUGAAGACCCGUUUAGAGCCGCCUUUUCCAAGCCCGUUAAUGAUGGAUUUAACGCCGAUCCAUUUGGGGCUCCUUUCAGCAACGCGACCGAUCCGUUCAACGAUUUCGACAAUGCGAACAUUCAAACUCCCGGCGUGCAAGCGGAGCCCGAAAAAGAUCCCUUCGGUUGCGACCCCUUUGCGGUCCUGCAUGCCCCAACGAGGGAGAGUUUGAGCACUGGACCGCCCCCGCCGCGUCCCUCCAGCCCCAGUCCAGCGCUGCCCCCUAAAAAAAGUAAGCAGCCGCCGCCUCGUCCUGCCCCGCCUCGACCCACCCAGCCGCCUGCAAUCAAGAAGUCGCAGGAUUCGUUUGGCAGUGAACCGUUUGAUGCUGGCUUUGCUAGUGGAACUGGAUUUGCCGACUUUUCAAACUUCGAAGCCAAGUGCUUGCAUCGCAGUGUCCUUGUAGAUCUCCUGUUGCCUUCGGCGUCUCCCUUGUCCCAUUCCUGUUCCCAUUCCAGGUUUUCUUUUCACGUUUGGAGCGAGCGCUUGUUAUCAACCAGUCGGGCAGCACCCACUCGGCCGGCCCCAUCCAAGGGUCUGGAUUUUUCCGACGAUCCGUUCAAAGACUACCGGUAUGAGGAUCCGUUCAAUAUCACGUUCGAUGAGGACGCAGCAGACGAUACUAGUGGUAAAGAUAAAACAGUUAAAACGAAAGCCAGCCCUUUGGAUGCGUUUGGGGGCCCUUUCGAAGACAAAUUUGACCCGUUCGGUCUCGAAGGGCGGCAGUCAGUUCCGCUGAAGCCGCCCCCGAACGUGCCCAUUCCAAGCGGAAGGGCGUCCGCCCCCAUUGGGCAACUGCCCAGUGAGGACCAACAGCUAAAGUGGGCGGCCAGGGAGAGCAUGCGGGCUGAGCUAGAGCGGCGCAGUCGAGAGGAGCAGGAACAGCAGGAACUGGAGAUGGCGUUGCAAUUGAGCAAGUUUGAGUUGAACAAGCGCUGACCAAUAGAAUCGAGCAGUUUAUUGUGAUUUUUACCAUUAGAGGAACUAAUUGCUAGGGUUCGUGUAUAGAAACGCAGUGGCAGACUUCCACAUAUCGUUUUUGCCAAAUAGUAGCUUUAGUUUGCUGGUUUUGUGCGGUUUGUGGCCCGACGCAAAGGAAUUUUGGCCCGGUUGCCGUUUAGAACUGCAUCUACUCUAAGAUGCAGGGUGGUCCAAGCUAAAGGCUUGUUUAUUUACCAGACUUUUCACACGUUUCACUCUUAAAUAUUGUCGACUCAUUUUUUCAACAAUCUCUUACUAAUCAAGCCUUUUUCGAAACGAUUAUCGGACCUUUAAUUCCUUGCAUAUUUCAAGCAAGACUUCUUUUUUAUACUUUCACUUCUUUAUUUACAAUAAAUCAUCCACUCAAAUUUCCUCGGUUCUAGAAUGCUCAUUUGUAGAUAUUCGCCGGUUGUUUGGCGCACAAAACAUACGUUACACGGACAAAAACGACUCAUUUUGGAACUGUAUGAAUUCUGACUGCUUAGAGAGAUUUGAGUCCUGUAUGAAGCGUUAUUUAGUGCGUGUUUUUGCCAAAAAAAUGUGGCUCAAAUACAGUUUCUACAGGGUGGCAAAUGAACCAAUGCACUAUUGCUGAAAGUUUCUCACAUUUGUUUUGUAUUUCAACACCACAGGUAUUAAGGUAAACCGAAAGUUUGAAAAAAGUUUUUGAAUUUUGCGCUCAUCUCGUGUAUGUACAUGAUGGUCUCAAAAAACUCAUCGGAAUGGUAGUCAACAGUCUGUUAGAGUCGCAGGUUUCGAGGGCAAUUCUGCUUUGGGUCAUUUUUUAUGCAACCCCAUUUUGUCUUAAAUUGUCUUGAAGUUUUAGCUUCAACAUGACCAAGAGCGGAAAAGCUAUCGCUGCAAGACCAAACAGUUGAUUUUUUGAGACCACCCUGUGAGAGAGAGAGAGACCACCCUGUGAGAAGAGAUGGCCGAAAAAUUCCAAAACCGCCUUGAGCUAUUUGGAUCGUCUUUAAGCUUGUGAUGUUGACAUCCAAAAAAGUUGAUUUUGUCCAGCCAGCAGCAUGUCGAACUUUGCAAAGUUUUCGUUUUUCCCUUUGCCACCUCGUAGAAAUGUAUCUGAGGUGCUUAAUUUUUACGAGAACAUGAAUAAGAUUUCCAAAACGCUUCAAAUAGAAGCCAAAUCGCUAGAAGCAAUCAGAAUCCAGGUCCAAAGUCAGGGCAAAUUAGCUGUGUAACGUUCAGUUUAGUUGUGAAGCUGUCGCUGUUUCCUGUCGAUUAUCGUACGAAUCUAAGCCCCUUCGUGUGUCUCAAAGCCUUAAUAUAUCGUAGAUUCGUGCAUUUACUAGAUAAUGACUUAGUUGACUUAGAGUUAUUCAGUCUAGCUGCCAGCUUGGAGCUGCUGAUUUGUUUCCUCUAGUUCUUCAGUGACUAAAACGAAUUAAUUUGUCGCUUUGUCCGUGUCCAAGCUGGACUAAGGGUGGGCUUUUGCUGAAAAUGCACCCCAAAUUCACCUACUAGUUUGAGAGCGAGUGGACGUUCCUCCACUUUGACCAAGAUGGUUUCAACUCUAGUCAAGGGUAAUAGGCAUGUAGUGAAUAAAUAGAAUAUUAAUCUUUUAAAUUAAUCUAGAAAGUAUAACGAAAAGACAAUUGCUUUCGUAUGUUUUUGAGAACUGCAAUACUCCAAAGCCAUCAUUUCAGCUUGUUCUUUGUUAAGUUAUUCUAGUUAGACGACUUGUUAUGUGUAUAUAUUGUUAUCUUAGCCCAUAAGUUAUUUACAACAGUAUUCUCAUUUCCACUUUUAACUUGUAAUGUGUAGAUACUUUUUAUUUCAAUAUACUUUGAUUUAAUUUUUUAAAUUUGGUUCCAUGUUUGUCAAGCCCUUGCCCGGUCUUCACAUACUCCGAAACCCUGUACAUAGUUGUUAAGGCAUUACCGUAAGUUUAUAUUUACACCUGAUUAUGUCAGAACCUGACAAUAUCCUUUAUUACAUACAUACAUAACGCAUAAGUAUAUAUUCGUAGCUUUACUAAUACACACUGUACAAAAAUGGUGUUUCUUGUUGACAUUGUUAAUUUCUUCUGUGCCUCUUGAUGAAUUCAUUGUCUUGUGAAUAAAUUUGGUGUAAAUCUUU
Molecule: messenger RNA, 5076 nt
Organism: Dendroctonus ponderosae (mountain pine beetle)
Lineage: Eukaryota; Metazoa; Arthropoda; Insecta; Coleoptera; Curculionidae
Gene: Eps-15
Product: epidermal growth factor receptor substrate 15-like 1
Exons: 19
Coding region: 61-2937 (958 amino acids)
Biological process (GO): endosomal transport; endocytosis
Cellular component (GO): clathrin coat of coated pit; cytoplasm; plasma membrane
Molecular function (GO): cadherin binding; calcium ion binding
Source: RefSeq, a predicted model, not a curated record